Messenger RNA from Colletotrichum truncatum, 1188 nucleotides. Its product is annotated as DNA-repair protein rad2. Gene Ontology annotation, cellular component: nucleus; cytoplasm. Gene Ontology annotation, molecular function: 5'-flap endonuclease activity; 5'-3' exonuclease activity; DNA binding. The record is from RefSeq and is a predicted model, not a curated record. NCBI's taxonomy places the organism in Eukaryota, Fungi, Ascomycota, Sordariomycetes, Glomerellales, Glomerellaceae.
AUGGGUAUUAAACAGCUCUACCAGAUCAUCAAGGAGGAGGCGCCAAAUGCCAUCAAGGAGGGAGAUAUUAAGGCACACUUUGGCCGUAAAGUCGCCAUCGUGUCCAGGUCUAUGAGCAUCUACUCCUUCCUCAUCGCCGUGCGCUCCGAUGGCCAACAACUCAUGAACGACAGCGGCGAGACCACAUCACAUCUGAUGGGUCUCUUUUACCGCACGCUGCGCAUGGUCGAUAACGGUAUCAAGCCCCUCUACGUCUUCGACGGUGCCCCGCCCAAGCUCAAGUCUGGCGAGCUGGCCAAGCGAUUUCAGAGAAAGCAGGAGGCCAACGAGAGUCUGGAGGAGGCCAAGGAAACAGGUACAGCUGAGGACAUUGAGAAGUUUUCUAGACGUACAGUGCGCGUCACUCGUGAGCACAACGCCGAGUGCCAGCGAUUGCUGAAGCUCAUGGGUAUCCCAUUUAUCGUCGCCCCAACCGAAGCCGAGGCCCAGUGUGCUGUGCUGGCCCGCGCAGGCAAGGUUUACGCUGCUGCCAGUGAGGAUAUGGACACGCUCACCUUCGACACACCUAUUCUGUUGCGCCACUUGACCUUCAGUGAGCAGCGAAAGGAGCCUAUCCAGGAAGUUCACGUUGACAAAGUACUGGAGGGACUCGGCAUGGAACGCAAGCAGUUUGUCGACCUCUGCAUUCUUCUCGGUUGCGAUUACCUCGACCCUAUCCCCAAGAUCGGACCCUCGACCGCUCUAAAGCUCAUCCGCGAGCACGGCACACUGGAAAAGUUGGUGGAAGCUAUCAAGGAGGACCCGAAGCAAAAGUACACGAUCCCGGAGGACUGGCCGUACCAGGAUGCGCGGGAGCUUUUCUUCCACCCAGAUGUGCGUCCGGCCGACGACCCGCUCUGCGACUUCAAGUGGGAGAAGCCCGACAUGGAGGGUCUGGUACAAUUCCUCGUUACCGAGAAGGGAUUUUCUGAGGACCGCGUUCGUUCUGCAGGCGCCAGACUGGAGAAGAACUUGAAGAGCAGCCAGCAGGUGCGGCUGGACGGGUUCUUCAAGGUGAUUCCCAAGACGGACGAAGAAAAGGCAGCGGCAAAGCGCAAGCUGGAUGCCAAGAACGAGGAGAAGAAAAAGAAGCAAAAGCUCGAGAAGAAGGAGAAAGCGGCUGCCAAGUCGAAGCCUCGUGGGGCUUAA